AUGGAUGGUACAAAUGGAGAUACCGUCGAUUCAAAAAUUGACCAUACCGCUUCCCUGAGGUAUUGGAACAGCGUUCCGGCUACUACGAACGGGAUGCUUGCCAUGCUUGGCAGCUAUCCCUGGUAUUCACGGAUCGACCUGCAGGGAUCAAGAAACUUUUUGGCCAAAGUUCGUCGAUUGAUACCAGCCCUACCAUCCGAUGGAAAAUUCAAACUAGGGAUAGAUGGCGGUGCAGGUGUCGGGCGUAUAACCGAAGGGUUCCUGAGUCAUGUCUGUGAAGUGGUAGACGUGGUAGAGCCGGUGGAGAAGUUCACGCAGGUUCUACGUGAUGGUUUACUGAAGAAAGAAGGAGUCAUUGGUGAUAUAUACUCGACGGGUCUUGAGAACUGGUGCCCCCAGAAGAAAUACGAUCUCAUAUGGACACAAUGGUGCGUGGGACACCUGACCGACUCACAACUGGUGGACUAUAUUACCCGAUGUGGCGCUUGUUUAACCGAGACGGGUGUCAUGGUGCUGAAGGAAAACUUGUCAUCUGAUCCGUUUGGUCAAGAUAUGUACGAUGACUUGGACAGUAGCGUGACGAGAACGGAUUCGAAAUUCAAGCAGAUUUUUGAGGCGGCAGGAAUGGACUUGAUCAAAUCAGAGAUACAGCUUGGAUUUCCGAAACAAUAUAAGCUCCUGCCCGUCAAGUCAUACGCGUUGCGACCAAAGCUUCGAACCUCCAAUGCCCCAAGUGAUUCGACAUAA
Messenger RNA from Penicillium lagena, 747 nucleotides. Its product is annotated as N-terminal protein methyltransferase. The record is from RefSeq and is a predicted model, not a curated record. Gene Ontology annotation, molecular function: N-terminal protein N-methyltransferase activity. Lineage: Eukaryota; Fungi; Ascomycota; Eurotiomycetes; Eurotiales; Aspergillaceae. Gene Ontology annotation, biological process: N-terminal protein amino acid methylation. Bases 1 to 747 code for a protein of 248 amino acids. Gene Ontology annotation, cellular component: cytoplasm. The transcript has a single exon.